Epithele typhae is the source of this 2082-nucleotide messenger RNA. RefSeq lists its product as uncharacterized. Bases 1 to 2082 code for a protein of 693 amino acids. The transcript is spliced from 3 exons. Gene Ontology annotation, cellular component: cytoplasm. Gene Ontology annotation, biological process: protein dephosphorylation; negative regulation of MAPK cascade. The record is from RefSeq and is a predicted model, not a curated record. NCBI's taxonomy places the organism in Eukaryota, Fungi, Basidiomycota, Agaricomycetes, Polyporales, Epitheliaceae. Gene Ontology annotation, molecular function: protein tyrosine/threonine phosphatase activity; MAP kinase tyrosine/serine/threonine phosphatase activity.
AUGAACCCCCCGCAGCUCGCCCUUCCCCCACGCCGCAAGGGCCCUCCGACCCCGCUGCACAUCCAGACUCCAGGCCACAAUCCGUCUCUCGCCUUCUUCUCGAGCGAGAGCUCCGCCUCGACUCUCUCUUCCACCACCUCAGACGCCGACUCCUUCAUCCUCCCCUCCCCCAGCAAGCCUCGCUCCCUUCGUAACAUGAAGAAGCUCUCGAUCACCCUGCCGUCCGCUCAGUCCUCCGUCAACUCCCUCGGCCUUCCCGCCGACGACCCUCACAAUCCUCCUCCCACUGCCCCCGACGCUUCCGUCCUCUCCAAGCGCCGGCCCUCAGUGGUUUCCCUCCCUAACACGAGCAGCCUUCUGCUCCGGAGAAAGGGCGAGGAUGGCGAUGGCUCCCCCACUGUUGCCUACAGCGAUGGCCCUAUCCAGAUCCUUCCGGGCAUCUGGCUUGGCUCCGAGGACAAUGUUCGCGAUUGGGCGGGUCUUAGGGAGAGGGGAAUCCGGUCGAUCCUGAACGUAGCAAAAGAAGUUCAGACCGUCUUUGACCAAAUCGUUCAACCCAUGCGUCCGUUCAUGUCGACUCCCGACUUGAACGCGACUGUUGCUCACGGGCCCGACUCUGACUCGACAUACAACCCUGCCCAUCUCCCCACGGGUCGGCCUGCUAUGCACUAUCUCAAGCUUCACUGGUCGCACGGCCAGGCCGAUCUGGUCUCCAAAGGAUUCCAAACCGCGUUCUCAUAUGUGGAUCAGGCCUUGGAGCGUGGAGACGGUGUGCUCAUCCAUUGUCAGUGCGGCGUCUCCCGUUCCGCCACACUCGUAAUCGCCCUCGUUAUGCGUGCUGCUGCACAGCAGUCCCCAAGCGUCCCUCCCGAAGUCUGGGCGCUGAAGGGGAUGCAGGGCGCCUACCAGUUCGUCAAGGAGAAGAGCAAAUACGUCGGUCCGAACAUGUCUCUUAUCUACCAACUGCUCGAUUAUGAGCGUGCGUUGAAGGGCGGUAACACUUCUCCGACGCCCUCGGAGAUCUCUGCGGAGGAAGAGUGGAGCCGUCGCCGUCUCGCCAUGGAGGACACAGAUGGUGAAGAUGACCGCCGAAGUGUCGAGAUGAUGCAAGAGGCCAAGGCGCUUGACCAGGCCAUGGAAGACCGUAUCAUUGCUCGCAAGGGGUCCGCCUCUUCUCUCAGCUCGACAGCAUCCACAGGUACAGGAGGUGUUGGCAUGGGCGCUGCGUGGCGUUCCAAGUACGGCUCUGGCCGCAAGCGGAAGGGCUCUACUGCCAGUGUUCUUACCAACGGGAGCAUCCUCAGCGAAGAUCUCGUGGAGGAAGACGAGGAGCACGAGCUUCUUGGUGUUGGCCGGGACUUCGACGGCGCUAGUCUCGGCGCGAGGAGCUCGGGUGAAGAGGAAUCUGGUGAUUCGGCUACCGACCCAGUUCCUCCUGCCUCGGCAUGCUUGACAGCACGCCCUCUCCCAUCUGCUCGUCGCCAGUCACGUCGUCCGCCUGGUCUUUCGCUGGCUCCGCCUUCUGCCCCUGCCACCAAGACCUCGUUUGGUCUUAUUUCUGCGCCUGCCAACAAGGCGUCUUUCAACCUCCCGCCCAUUCCGGCCACUGCGGUCAAGUCCUCGUUCGACCUGACCCCUCGGGCCAACCGCACCGCGAAGGUCCCUCGCCAUCGCCCGCCUCCUCUGGGUAUUCUACCCGCCGUGCCCGCCUCCCCUAUCAUUCCCGUCAACGUCCCCAUUGGUCAGCCCCGCAGUCGGACGGAGUCUCGCAAGCCGGAUAUGCCUCCUGCGCAUCUUCGCCAUUCGCUCAAGAUCACCCCUCCGAAGACCAAGCCCUCCACCAUUCCUGCGACACCCUCCCAAACCCUAUUCGUGUUCCCUCCGUCUCCGACUUUGGCGGCCUCGCGCACACCAUCGACACUCACGCUGACGUCGAACUCUUUCCCCUUCCCCUCUUUGUCGACGCCCCGCGUCUCGACGUUCAAGGCGGAAGGACGUCGCAAGACUUUCAUUGGCCUUGCGGCACCACCCACCCCCACUGUCGCGUCUUCGCGCGUGGAUGUUCGUGGCUGGAUCGCAUGA